AUGAGGCCGUGCGUUCAGUUCAUUCGUGACCAUGAGCUUUUUGAGGAAGAGCACACGUCUCUUUCACUGCACAACCUCGACCUUCAAGUGAUACGUGACCCAGGAUCAGUGCUCCUCAAAAGGUCAAUACACUCGCGCUCCGUAGUUGACCAACACGCUUCAGCACUUGGAGAGAAAGUACAGCGAUAUUAUAGCAAGAACAUGCAACUCUUGGCAGACCUUUGUAAGAAUAGUACGCUCUCCUCCUCUGUGCGGGCCGUUAAAAGUCUUUCCUGCGGCCCACAGCUGGGUAAGGAUUGGACCUACUUCGCGUCAUUGCAAAAAGCGCUGGCUUCCAACCAAGUGGUUCUUGUUAAGGGGGCGACUGGCUCUGGUAAGUCAACCUGUAUUCCAGCUGCCUUGCUUAGUACCGAGCCACAAGGAAGGAUCAUCGUCUCUGAGCCACGCAGAGUGGCUGCUAUCAGUCUUGCAGGAUACCAGCAGCAAGCUUUACCGGGCAAUCUUCGUCAGGCUGUUGCAUACGCGGUCCGAUUUCAAUCAACGGUUACGCCUGAGACCAAGCUGAUCUACCAGACGGAUGGUGUCACCCUGCAAUACCUCUUGGAUGACCCAUGUUUGCUAAACGUAUCAUAUCUUAUUCUGGACGAAAUCCACGAGCGCUCCAGUAACCAGAUUCUACUUCUAGCUAUAGUGCUUCGUGUGAUCAGGUACAACCCUAGGGUACAUGUGAUCUUGAUGUCUGCAACCUUGGAUGAGGUCCAGCUGCUGCAAUAUGUUCGUCGAUACACUGCCUCUACAUCCAUCUCACUAGACAAUCCACAGUAUUCAACAGACGUAUCCUUCCAACCAUGCAGAGAGGACUACAUUUUGCAGAUUGUUGACGAGAUUGUCACCUUGCAUACCACUAAUACCUCCCUGGAUGAUGGAAUCUUGGUGUUUCUUUCCGGUGCAGAUGACAUAGCAGUUUGCCUUGCCCUUCUAUGGGAGCGACUGUCAGUGUUAGGGGCUGGAAAGCAGGGUGGGAGGCCAUGGGUAGUCAUCCCAUUCCACUCCAAAAUCCCUGCUCAGCAAGCUAUGUAUCCUUUCAGCCCAAUUACUGGCAGGCGAAGGAUCAUCUUGGCCACCAAUGUAGCAGAAACCUCCGUGACAAUCCCUGGAAUCAGGUAUGUGAUUGACUCGGGCCUUCAAAAGCGGAUGGUGUAUCUUCCUGAGCACAGCACAAGCGUAUUGGUGGUUGUACCCAUCACCAUGUCAUCGCACAUGCAGCGGAGAGGGCGUGUUGGGCGCACUCAGCACGGCACAUGCAUCUUCCUCUAUCCAAAGUAUGUCGCUGAGAACGAGAUGCUUAUCAAUCCACAUUCAUCGCUCCAGUUCGAGCCCAUAGAUCACAUAUAUCUGAUGCUGCAGUCGUUUUCGCAGCGAUUCAAGGAGUCUUUUCCAUCGUUUUCAUUCUGUCUCGAGACUACCGAUCUACUUGAUCUAGUAGACUCUGCUAAGCUCUCAUUAACUAAGCAGAUACUGUACUAUACUUACCUCUUGACGACGGCCAGGUCAUCUUCAGUUACACAUAAACCAACACUGUGCAUUUCGGUAGCUGGUCUUGCUGCCACGCUGUUACCUGUUUCUCCCAGGACUGCGCUCUUCUUAAUGGUUGCAUACUAUUACGGUGUUCAGAGAGAGGCCUGUCUGAUUGCUGCAGGCCUUGAGGUUGGCUGGGAUGAUUUGCUAGGUGCCAGCAGCGCGCCACUUCUUUGUCAGGGGUCAGAUCACCUUUCUCUCCUAUAUGCUCUAGUGGGUCCACUGCCAAAGACAGGUAUGGCUUCCCAGAGCUACCACCAGGCUAAUCAGGUUGCUCGUCAACUGGAGGAUGUCUUGGACAAGAUCCUCAAGCUCCAUAAAGAUACCCUAUUUGAGUUUCUACGCUCAUACGUGCAGCUUCCAGACCUUAUGUCCGACACGUCCCUGGCUGCGGAGACCGGGGACAUUAUCAAACUAUGCCUUGCACUGACGAGUCACAUGACAGUUGCUCAACGUACCAGCAGCGGCUUUCGCACACUCUUCUCUGGAGCUAUUGUGAAUCCUUCUGGCAAGUCCUCAUGUACAGGCACCACGAGUAAUUUCUUAGUGUACAACCACAGCAUUAUAAUAGCCAACAAAGCCACUGCCAUUUGCUGUACAGAAGUUAGUGAGCGCAUGAUCAAACUCAACAGAUGGCUAGCAAUUGGUACACCACUUGAGGUCGUCUCCCAGGUCUCUAAAGAGAUCCCCAAGGCGGAGUCGCAGACUACCAAACUGAGCUUCCGGAGAAAUGUCAAACGAUAG
This is a messenger RNA of Giardia duodenalis, 2322 nucleotides long. RefSeq names its product putative RNA helicase. NCBI's taxonomy places the organism in Eukaryota, Fornicata, Diplomonadida, Hexamitidae. Gene Ontology annotation, cellular component: intracellular anatomical structure. The record is from RefSeq and is a predicted model, not a curated record. The coding region runs from base 1 to 2322 and encodes 773 amino acids. Gene Ontology annotation, molecular function: RNA binding; ATP binding. The transcript has a single exon.